AUGGCCCUACAGUGGGAACACGUCGCCGGACCCUUCAGCCGCUUGACCGAGGGACCCGCCUGGGAUGGCCGUCGCCUCCUUUUCACCCAUAUCCCCGCCAGCCGCAUCAUGGCCUACCAUCCCGAUACCGGCGAAUGCACCGUCUAUCGUGAGAACACCAACCACUCCAAUGGCCUGGCGUUCGACGACGAGGGACGUCUCUACGGCUGCUGCUCCGGCGGCCGGGCCAUCGUUCGCUUCGAGGCCAAUGGCACCACUACCACCAUCGUCGACCGCCUCGGCGACCAGCGGUUGAACACCCCCAAUGACCUGGCCAUCGACCGGCAGGGCCGCAUCUGGUUCAGCAACCCCUGGAACGCCGUCAACAUCGACCCCGGCGAGCAGCCCGAGAUGUCUGGACGCGACAUCCUGCGCGCCGACCCUCAGGCCGAUGGUUCCUACACCUGCCAGCAGGUCACCUUCGACACCACCGGCACCAACGGCCUGCUCGUCUCCCCAGACGACCGGACCCUCUACAUGAUCCAAACCGAUCCUGAGCCGGCCGGCGUGCGCGAGCUACGCUCCUACGCCAUCAACGACGACGGAUCGCUGGGCCAGUACGUCGUGCUCCACCAGUUCGGCACGGACCAUCGCGGUCCCCAGCGGGGCAUCGACGGCAUGUGCCUCGACUCCGAGGGCAACAUCGUGGGCACCGCCGGCAACUGGGCCAGCGGCCCCGGACCCAUGAUUUACGUGUGGACGCCCGAGGGUCGCGUCCUGGAGACUUAUCCCAUGCCCGUCGGCGUGGAUAUGCCCACCAACUGUUGCUUCGGCGACGCUGACCAGAGCAGCUUGUACGUCACCACGCUGGGCGGCCACCUGCUGCGCCUGCGCAACACCGGACGCCGGGGCUGGAUAAUGUGGCCGCCCGUGCGGUAA
Geodia barretti is the source of this 918-nucleotide messenger RNA. The record is from the annotation of a GenBank genome assembly. Lineage: Eukaryota; Metazoa; Porifera; Demospongiae; Tetractinellida; Geodiidae.